ACUAAAAACAUACUUACAAGCUACAAUGAAUGAAGGAAGGUUAAAUGGUUUGGCAUUAGAAACAAUAAAUAAAGACGAAUUAGAAUAUGAAAACAUCAAAAAAGAAAUAUUGAAUGCUUUCAUUACAAAAUCCCUUAGGAGGAUGAAAGUUACAAAUUGGACACAGUAA
This is a messenger RNA of Cinara cedri, 169 nucleotides long. The record is from the annotation of a GenBank genome assembly. Lineage: Eukaryota; Metazoa; Arthropoda; Insecta; Hemiptera; Aphididae.